UAAUAAAAGGCAUAAUAUGUAUAUCAGAUAUUCAUAUUAUUAAAAAAACAUACAUUGGAUUUAAGUAAAACUUAUGAUUAAUUUAAAAUUAUUUACUUAAAAUAAAAUUAUGAAAUACAUAUAUUUACUACUUAUAUUCAUUAUAUUAUCCCUAUUUAUCAGAUUUAUUGAAGCUGAUAAUGAUUAUAAUAAUGAUAAUCAGAAUAUAUAUUCCUAUUCACAUAAUCAUAAAAGAAACUAUCAAUCUAAGAACGUCGACAGUAAAUCAAAACAAUAUUCAUAUAACAAAGAAAAAAGGAAUAAUAAUAAUGAAAAUUUUGAAAGAAAUAAAAAAUCUAUUCGACCUAGAGAUCAUGAUUCUGCAUAUAGAAAUGAUCAAAUACAAUCUCGUGGAAAUAGUGCAAAAGGUGGAAGUUAUUCAGAAAGUACAUAUUUUACAUUACAUACUGGAACAGAUAGAUAUGGUCGACGAAAUUAUUAUUCACGAUUUCAAACACGUGGACGAUCAAAUGGUUAUCGUGAAAAUAUGUUUUUUAAUAUUUUUGAUGUAACCGGUGGUAUUAAAAUAACACGGAAUAAAAAUCAUAUGACAAAAUCUGAUAAAAGAGAUAGAUACACAAAAAAUAAUAAUAUCAAUAGUAAAGAUUAUAAUACUGACACUAAUAAAAAGCCGGAAUAUCCAGAUGGAUACAGGUCAUUGAACAAAAACUUUACUACUAAUUAUGGAAACUCGACUAAUGCAUCAAUUCCAUUAGCCGGUAAAUAAUCC
Schistosoma spindalis is the source of this 769-nucleotide messenger RNA. The record is from the annotation of a GenBank genome assembly. NCBI's taxonomy places the organism in Eukaryota, Metazoa, Platyhelminthes, Trematoda, Strigeidida, Schistosomatidae.